This is a messenger RNA of Rana temporaria (common frog), 2160 nucleotides long. RefSeq names its product oocyte zinc finger protein XlCOF22-like. The transcript is spliced from 6 exons. NCBI's taxonomy places the organism in Eukaryota, Metazoa, Chordata, Amphibia, Anura, Ranidae. Gene Ontology annotation, cellular component: nucleus. The record is from RefSeq and is a predicted model, not a curated record. The coding region runs from base 107 to 1870 and encodes 587 amino acids.
ACAGGAAGAUCACACCAUCCCUCACCUUCAUCAUCAGCAUUAUGAACAGAGGUAUCUGAAAGUUAAGGUUAAAGAGGAAGAAGAGGAGACUGGUUAUCAGGAGUCUAUGGGGGAAGCAUGGAUGUUGGUGAGCCCUAAAGAGGAGGAACCUUCUCUAGAUAUCAGCACAGAUGGAUCCAGUAAUGGGAACCCACCAGAGAGAUGUCCCCGUCCUCUGGAUUUCUGGGAUUCCACACUGGAAGAUCACACCAUGCCUCAGCAAGAAGAGGAUGAAGACCCUAUAGACAUCAAAGUUGAGGUUAAAGAGGAAGAAGAAGAGACGUUGGUGAGUGGACAUCAACAGUCUAUGGAGAAGGGGGAGAUUAUUAUGAAACGUAUACAGGAGGAAUCUUCUCUACAUAUGGACACAAAUGGACACUGUGUAUGGAAUAUGAAUACCUCAGAUGGACACUGUGUACGGAAUAUGAACACCUCAGAUGGACACUGUGUACAGAAUAUGAACACCUCAGAUGGACACUGUGUUCAGAAUAUGAAUACCUCAGAUGGACACUGUGUUUGGAAUAUGAAUACCUCAGAUGGACACUGUGUACGGAAUAUGAACACCUCAGAUGGACACUGUGUACAGAAUAUGAACACCUCAGAUGGACAUUGUGUAUGGAAUAUGAAUACCUCAGAUGGACACUGUGUACAGAAUAUGAAUACCUCAGAUGGACACUGUGUACAGAAUAUGAAUACCUCAGAUGGACACUGUGUACGGAAUAUGAAUGUCUCAGAUAGAGAUCUUAUUUUAUUUCCAGAUUAUGAACAAGAUAAUGGGACAUCACAACAAUUCCCAACAACAAAUUCCUUUGGUCAAAGACCUUACUAUGUGGCAAGAUCUAUGGCUCCUUCGAAUCCUGAGGAAUCCCCUCAUUAUUCACAUAAUAUGACUUCAGAUAUUCAUCCAAAAUCUCCCAGUGUGGAUAGAUCAACAGAUCCCUCUAAUUCCAAGGAGUCUCCUUUAAACUACGAAGGAGUUCAUAUAGGAGACAAUUCAUUGUCAGGUUUAGACUGUGGGAAAUCUUUCACUGACAACAGAGCACUUCUUAGACACCAGAGAACUCACACACAUGAACAUCCUAUUUCCAUUUCCAGUGAUGGGAAAUGUUUCAAUAUGAAAGGAAAACUUAUUACGCACCAGGGAAUUCAUACAAGUGAGCUUCCUUUAUCCUGUGCAGAGUGUGGGAAAUGUUUCCAUCGAAAGGGGGACCUUUUGAAACACCAGAGAACUCACACAGGUGAGCGUCCUUUAUCCUGUUCAGAGUGCGGGAAAUAUUUUGCUCAAAAAGGAGACCUUUUGAAACACCAGAGAACUCACACAGGUGAACGUCCUUUUUCCUGUUCAGAGUGCGGGAAAUGUUUCACUCAGAAAGGAAUCCUCCUUAUUCACCAGAGAACUCACACAGGUGAGCGUCCUUUUUCCUGUUCAGAGUGCGGGAAAUGUUUUGCACACAGAGAGGGCCUUUUUAUACACCAGAGAAUUCACACGGGUGAACGUCCUUUUUCCUGUUCAGAGUGCGGGAAAUGUUUCACAGAGAGAGGAGGCCUUCUUAGACACCAGAGAAUUCACACAGGUGAGCGUCCUUUUUCCUGUUCGGAUUGUGGGAAAUGUUUCUCUCAGAAAGCAGACCUUCUUCGACACCAGAGAAUUCACACAGGUGAGCGUCCUUUUUCCUGUAAGGAGUGCGGGAAAUGUUUUACAGAGAGAGGAGGCCUUAGUAGACACCAAAAAAUUCACACAGGUGAGCGUCCAUUUUCCUGUUCUGAGUGUGGGAAAGGCUUCAUUGUGAAGGAAAAACUUCUUAUACACCAGAGAACUCACACUGGUUAGCACCCUUUUUCCUUAUCCAAGUUUUGGAAAUCUUUCAAUGAGAAAGCAAAACUUCUUUUACACCAGAAAUGUCGCACAGGUGUGCACCAUUUUGAAUGUUCAGAGUGCAGGAAAUGUUUCAUGCAGAAAGAAGACCUUCCAACACACCAGAAAAUUCACAUGGGCGUGCAUUCAUUCUUCUGUUUGGAGUGUGGGAAAUUCACACAAAUGAAUUUACUUUUUCAUGUUUUUCUUCGAAAGAAACCCUGGUUGGACACCAGAAAAUUCAGUGCUGUAAAGUAAGACACAUU